AUGUGGACACCACGCGGUUGUCUCUUCCUUCCCUCCCCCAUCUGCGCUGCAGCGAAACCACUUGCGAUGAACACAGAGUUUGAAAGUCUAACGGCCAGCGUGAUGAAUUUGACCCUGUAUGGUGGCAGAGGUGGCAGUGGUGGUCGUGCAAAUGGCACAGGAGGUACUGGUGGUGUUGGACAAGGUCCAAUGGUCCCAAUAACCACACAUUCUCUGACAAUUCAGAGCUCAAGUGUGCAAGCACAAUAUGACAUAGAUAUCUUGCCCUAUCAGGGAUGCCCUCCUCCUAGUAAAUUCUUUACAGGUCGUGAAGAUAUUUUGGCCCAGCUUCAAGCUUGCUUUGGGAGCAACAGCAAAGAAGGGUGUCAUGUUGUUCUGCUCCAUGGUCUUGGAGGAACUGGCAAGACAGAAAUAGCUCUCAAAUUCAUUAGUGGUUCUGGAGAUAGAUUUGCAGACCAGUUCAAGAUUGAUGCAAGUGAUGCAGCCACAAUCCAAGCAGGCUAUCUCGAUAUUGCUAGGGUCAAGAAUUUAGAGCAGUCAAAGCCUGCAGUACAGGACUGGCUCAUUGUAAGGGCAACCCUGGAGACUCCGACGAAAGCCUAG
Molecule: messenger RNA, 603 nt
Organism: Mycena indigotica
Lineage: Eukaryota; Fungi; Basidiomycota; Agaricomycetes; Agaricales; Mycenaceae
Exons: 5
Coding region: 1-603 (200 amino acids)
Source: RefSeq, a predicted model, not a curated record